AUGGGAAAUAGCGCCCUUGGUGGAAGUUUAUGCAAUGGCCUGAAUUUUCCAUACCAAGUAAUGCUAGGAAGGUAUGUAGCCAUUAAAAUAAUAAAGAUCAAAGAGAAAAAGUUAGAAGAUGAAGACGAGGAAGAAGAUGAGGAUGAAGAUGAAGUUGAAGAUGAGAAAAAGAUAGAAGAUGAAGAUGAAGAUGAAGAAGAAGAAGAAGAAGAAGGAGAUGAUGAUGAUGAUGAUGAUGAUGAUGAGAUACCAAAUAACUUAACUAAGGUAACAUACACAGUAAACAAUCGGUCAAGAUGUGAACUCGAGUUUAGGAUUAGUGAUAAUCUCAAGACUACAUCAUUCACUCUAGGUGAUACUAAUAAAACCUCAGUUUUAAAGAUUCAUUUUAUAAUUAGAAAAGUUGAAUCCAGUUACCUUGAAGUAGCUCGCUUUGCCCCAAAGUUCGACCAUUUAAGGAAAGAUAGACACUUUGAUCUUUUCCUGUUCGAAUCAACUUGUGACUCGAGCAUGUCCAAUAAGGAAUGCCGUGGUUUUACUGAAACAAGUUUUCUCACCUACGAGACUGAAAGGAUACAAGGAGGUCUUGUUGUCGUGGAGCGAAAGAAAAAGAGUAAAGACAAAAAGCCAUUUAUGGUGACUAUUUCACACUACUAUUAUGUUCGUGAACUUCAUAUAAAAAAUUUAACGAUUGACAUUGGCCUUUCUAUUAUAGUAAAGGUUGAAUCAUUGAAAAAUGGGGGUUUGUAUUGUACGAUGGAUGGUCCUACGCAACAUCCGCCUGCAGCAUUGCUUUAUAUGAUUGACCAAGUUGCAAAAACUGGAAUUUGGAGUCCUACGACUUGUCCUCAUUGUGCCACUCUUGAAGAGCAACAAUCUUCAAGAGCAAAAGGAUCAUUUAGUAGAAGGGGUAUUAAUAAUGACGGAACUUUUAAGGGUAAUGGUAGCGGCAAUAUGAUCCAGGGAGACUUUAACCAAUUUACUAUAUAUAGAAAAUGA
Molecule: messenger RNA, 999 nt
Organism: Lathyrus sativus (Indian pea)
Lineage: Eukaryota; Viridiplantae; Streptophyta; Magnoliopsida; Fabales; Fabaceae
Source: the annotation of a GenBank genome assembly